CUCGGAGGCGUGGCGGAUUUAAUGGGUUAGCCAAUCACUGAACGUUAAAUUACACGUCACGUGAUUAAUCGACACUCGGGAACAUGGCGUCCUACAUGAUCCGAAUUUCUGCGUUGAUAUGCCUACUUUGCCAACUAAAUUUACAGGCAAUUUCCUCUAAUAAUGUGGAGGUGAGGAAUGAAGCCAACAAGUUUUUCAGCAAAGGUCAUACAAAUAAUUGGGCUGUAUUGGUGUGCACAUCUCGAUUCUGGUUCAACUAUCGUCACAUCGCCAAUGCAUUGUCCAUCUACCACAGUGUGAAGCGCCUAGGAAUUCCCGACAGUCAAAUCAUCCUCAUGAUAGCGGAUGACAUGGCCUGCAAUGCACGCAACCCAAGACCAGCUGCAGUGUUCAACAAUGCUAACCAGCACAUCAACGUUUAUGGUGAUGACAUCGAAGUGGAUUACAGAGGAUAUGAGGUGACGGUUGAGAAUUUCAUCCGCGUUCUGACCGGUCGACUUCCUCCAAGUACCCCACGCUCCAAGCGGCUCCUGACUGACGAUCGCAGCAAUGUCCUGGUGUACAUGACCGGACACGGAGGGGAUGGCUUCCUCAAGUUUCAAGAUGCGGAGGAGAUCAGCAGCAUCGAGCUGGCAGAUGCCUUCCAGCAGAUGUGGAAGAAAAGAAGAUACCAUGAACUGCUCUUUAUUGUGGAUACAUGCCAGGCUGUUUCACUCUACAAGUAUUUCUACUCUCCCAACAUCAUAGGCAUUGGUAGCAGUCAAGUUGGAGAAGAUUCCCUGUCACAUCACCAUGACUCUGCUAUUGGAGUGUAUAUCAUUGAUAGAUACACAUACUAUGUCCUGGAGUUCUUGGAAAGAAUGACACCAUCGAGUCAGAAAACAUUGGAUGAAUUUUUCAAGGUAUGUCCACAACGGGUCUGUAAGUCCACCCCAGGAGUCAGGGCAGACCUUUUCCAGAGGGACCCAAAGAAAGCCCUGGUCACAGACUUCUUCGGUAGUGUCCGCAACGUGGAAGUCUCAUUAAACCAAGUCAAUUUUACUGCUGAAGUGCCCGAUGAUGCCAUUCCUUCACACAAAGUUGAUGAUUCUGAAAAUACCGAGGGUGCAACUUUUGAUUAUGUCUCUCAGUUUCCAGAUGACUCUUUAUUAGAAUCUUUACAAAAGGAGCAGAGAGGUGUCAAGUUCCCUGUCCCUUUUGUGAUUGCGAGUAGUGUGUUUUUCGGCAUCGUGGUGUUGGUUCUCUUCACAAGGAUAUUAUCAUGACCCAUGGCUGACUCUCAACUUGUACGGUAUAGGGUUAACAAAUUACAUUUAUAGCUGUGUUCAUGGUGAAAUGAAAGUUUGCAAUUAUAUUUGAUUUUGAA
Molecule: messenger RNA, 1366 nt
Organism: Lytechinus variegatus (green sea urchin)
Lineage: Eukaryota; Metazoa; Echinodermata; Echinoidea; Temnopleuroida; Toxopneustidae
Gene: pigk
Product: putative GPI-anchor transamidase
Exons: 9
Coding region: 84-1265 (393 amino acids)
Biological process (GO): proteolysis; attachment of GPI anchor to protein; protein localization to cell surface
Cellular component (GO): GPI-anchor transamidase complex
Molecular function (GO): GPI-anchor transamidase activity
Source: RefSeq, a predicted model, not a curated record